CGUCUUCGUCGAGUAAUCGACGGGUCGGCCUCGGGAUCGGGAUCGGGAAACGUCUUUGUUCGCUGCUCGCAGUCGCGGGUCGUGGCAGCGUUCGCCGGUGGAUCCGUCGAGCCCGAGGGACCGGACGAAUCGAAGGGACCGACGCGGGCCCCCGAUCGCGGUGAUGCGCUGCUGAGCUCGAGGAUCGAGACCUCGUAGCAUCGUCGACGCGCGAGGAUGAGAAGCGCGACAGCGAGCUGCGUUCUCGACGGUGGAAUCCUCGAGGACGCGGUCGCCGAUGGGACGAGCCGAGACGAGAGUCUCGACGACGACUCGGCGAAGAGGGAAGAAGCUGCAGCGAAGGCGAGCAACGACGGAGAGAAGAUCAGGCGGGAGGAGACGGAAGUCGAAGAGGACGACAGAUAACGAAAGAUGACGGAGCUCGUGGCAGCCAGCAGGGUCAAGGAACUUCAGACCAUCCUGUUCCCGGUUCAACCGAUCCCCGGCGGCGCCCUGGCGAACUUUCAGCGGCUGCAGGAGCUGCGACUGCUGCAGCUGGGACGGUACGAGGUGCAGCGUCGGGAAACGGAGUUUCUGCGUAUCUCGGCGCCGUUCGGCCUCAGGGACGAUCAGCCGUCGAAGGAGAGCCUUCGAACCGCGCUGGACAUCCGAUGCGCGAUCGACGGAAUCACGCAGGAGGCUGCGAGGUGGCCCACCGAGUGCCAGGUGCUGCCGGAAAGAGUGCGACACGUGGAACAGGCCCCGAGCAUCCCGGAACCGUUCUACGCGCCGACCGGGAAGGAGCCGCGGCCGAAACCGCUCUCGGACGAGUUCGGAACGGUGGUCUUUCGCUACUAUCCGACCGGUAUCGCGAACUACUUCAGCAGGUCCUGCGUGGGUGGUAGCACGGUUCUACCGUUCGCCGCGGAGUUUCCGGCCGAUUCGAUCGGUUUGCCGAACGAUCGGCGGGUCGUCGACACCGACGGCAACCUUUUCCUCGUGAGCCGAAGUGCCGAGGUCGCGGAGAACAGCUCCGACCUUCGGUUCGAGUCGCGUUUCGAGUCCGGGAACCUGUGCAAGGUCGUCAAGAUCACCGACACCUACUACCAGCUCUACCUCAGGAAGGAUCUCUACACGCAGAGGCACACGCAGUGGUACUACUUCAGGAUAUCGAACACGAGGAGCAGAACCACGUACAGAUUGUCGAUCGUGAACCUGAGCAAAGAGGAGAGCCUGUACAACGAGGGUCUGCGGCCGCUGCUCUACUCGACCGAGGACGCCAAGAAGAGAGCCGUAGGCUGGAGGAGAUGCGGCGACAAUAUCGCUUAUUACAGGAACGACUCGUCAAGCGACGAGGAAAAGGAAAGGGAAAAGCACACGCUGUCGUUCAACGUUUCCUUCCCUCACGACAGGGACAUCGUUUACCUGGCUCAUUGUUAUCCGUACACGUACUCCGAUUUACAGGAGUAUUUGGCCAAGUUGGUCGCCGAUCCUGUGAAAACCAGAUUCACGAAAUUACGGCUACUGUGUCGGACCCUGGCCGGGAACGGGGUCUAUUAUUUAACGAUUACCGCACCCAAUUACGACGAGGAGGUGCGGAGAAAGCGCGGCAUCGUGAUAACGGCGAGAGUGCAUCCCGGCGAGACGCCAUCCAGUUGGAUGAUGAAGGGGAUCAUCGACUUUUUGACCGGAGAGUCGAACCAAGCCAAGGCGCUUCGCGAGAGAUUCGUGUUCAAGUUGGUCCCUAUGUUGAAUCCGGACGGCGUGAUCGUCGGCAACAAUCGAUGCUCCUUGUCCGGCAAGGAUUUGAACAGACAGUACAGAACCGUGAUGAGAGAGAGCUACCCUUCGGUCUGGCACACGAAGCUGAUGAUACGCCGCUUGUUGGAGGAGUGCGGAGUGGCUAUAUAUUGCGAUCUACACGGCCACUCGAGGAAACACAACGUGUUCGCUUACGGAUGCGAGGGCAAGAGAUCCGGUCCGCAGACCAGACUUUCCGAGCAGGUGUUCCCGUUGAUGCUUCACAAGAACGCUGCCGACAAGUUUUCGUUCGAAAAUUGCAAGUUCCACAUGGAGAAGGGAAAGGAGGGGACGGGAAGAGUGGUGGUCUGGUCGAUGGGGGUGCAGAACAGUUACACGAUGGAGGCGUCCAUGGGAGGAUCGGUGAUCGGAUCCAGAUCCGGCACCCACUUCUCCACUCAGGACUACGAGCAAAUAGGAAAAGUUUUCUGUGAAACGCUGCUCGACUUCUUCGACCAAGACCCCGUCAAGGAGAGGCUCCGGAACAAAAUCAUCGGCAGAUUGGUGAAAGAGGGAUCGAGCGCCGAAGAACCUACCAACAUCGAUCUAACCGACUACUCGAGCGACGAGGGCGACGUUUCGAUCGGUUCGGACCAGGACAAAGAAGAACUCGACUCGACGGAAGGCUCGUGGGACUGGGAGGAGGAUUCCGUUGGUAACACCCGGUACCUUUGCGCUCCGCCGCCUACCCCCACGUUCGUUGCGUCCCGCAGCUUCGAAUCGACCAAACGAAGAAGCAAAAAGGAGACGGCGACGAGCAGACGCUACUUCCAACGCAACAAGAGGCUAUUGACCAAAAGAGCGGUGAUGGAUCUGCCCACUACGGAUCCAGGCAGCGACCUGUGCGACCCGUCGGACUCCGCGGACGAAGGCACUUCGACGAGGCCCGCGUGUCUGUCCGGUCACGCGGCGGCCAGAGAUACGGAUUCGAGCGCGAAGAAGACGACCCGCGACGAUCUUGUCCUGCCGGAAAUAGCGAGGCCCUGUAGCGUGUCCUUGGACGAGAGAUUCGUCGCGAAGCAGGAGAAACAGGACAAACGGAAAGCGAAGAGGAGAUCGCCUUGCCUGCACUUGGUGAGAGCACCGAGACAUCGAUCGCCCGUCCCGUUGCGGAAUCAGGACAUACAGAUCAAGCUGAGUUCGCUGAGGCAACAAAUAUGGAUGGGAGUCCCGCCCAGUGAAGACCAGGCCACCGGGAAGAGACCGAACCGUUCGUUCGUCGCAGGGCCGCUUAGCUGGGGAGUCUCCAGCAUGGCGUUAACGCGGAGUAGAAUGGACAGCGACGCGUUGCUCAAGUCGUGCACCAAGAGAUUAGAGUCUCUAGGCUACAUGGACGACAAUGGCAACGAGCGGAGGCGCAAACACGAGAAGACCGCGCGUCCGAGGGAGGUCGUCCCGGAAGAGGAAGAACAACGGCGCGCCGUCGAGCGGAAGCCGAGGAAGAAGAAGUCGCGGCUCAAGUGGCAGAAGAUAGUCAAUUUAAGCUCGAGACUGAAGGAAACGUGUUACGGCAAAACGUCGUUCCUGACGAUCGACGCGGACUCGUUGAAUCUGGUCACGGUCGAGAUGCCGUCGAAACCGCAAGCCAGACAGCACAGAGUCGAGUCGAGGAGGAUGCAUCGGAAGAAUGCUUGCGCCACCCUCUCGAACGCGACAACGACGCCUACGAUCGCGAAACCGAAGCCAUCGAAGCCGUCGAAACCGUCGAAGCCACAGACGUCGCAGUCGCGUCCGCGAAUGCAGUUGCAACCGUUGAUCGUUCCUCUGUGCGACAGUCUGUCGUCCGACAAUGAGUCCAUGGACUCUCGUAGACAGAAGGCCUCGAAGAAGAAGCAGAAGAAGAAGAAACCGGCCACGAAAAAGGUCAAGACUACGCUCGUGGCCGGAACUGGCAGGAAGAAAUACGCCGGAAGCGCGACCUCUAAAAUAUUCGUUGGAGGAGGUUCAUCCUGAAAUCUAUGUAACAGUAUCCUGCCUAACUCGAACACUUUGCAUAUUUCACUUAUCGUCGACCAUGGGAAAGAUCUCGGUCUAACGGAAGACCGAUGCGGCGUCUUAUAAGAUCGCUAUCUUUCUACAAGAAAUUUUACUGAAAGUAUUACUUUGAUAAGGUUGCGAGCACGACGAAGUAUGUAUUUGUACGCGUUUGUUCGAACUUUUCUACAUUUCUAAACGCAACUUACGCACGUGUACGCGCAGGAAAUCGACUCUCGAGAAACGUCCGAGUUUCACCUCUUAGCAAAUACCGUGUGGUAAGACCGGAAAACGGUACGAUCGACGACACUCCUCCGCGACCACUAUCUUUAUCCGUCGCUGUGUUAUAUAUAAUUUGCAGCAGUUAAAAGCAAAUAAGAAUUAAAGCGGUCAUUAUGUAACGGAGUUCUGCGAGAUAACGAGGGACAGCGACGAGACGUUCGGCGCAUACGAACACAGACACACAUACUUACUCGCUUACCGUUCCCCGUUCGGUCAGAUCCGGAACAAAGUCGAAGGAGGACAGAAGCAGCGAGAUGGACGAAGGAAGGAACACAAUGAGGAAACGUUCGCGUCCGUUUUUAGACGACCGUAUUAGUGGCGCGUUCUUCGAAUGACAUGCGCGUAAAUCGUGUCCACCACGUGCUCGUCACACACGAUCGACGAAUCUUGAUUCCGACUCCAACAUAACCUCAUAAACCGAUUGCAAAUUCUUUUUGAACGUGUCGCACUGGUCCCGCAGCAGACUUUAUCGGAACAAGCAUGCGCGAGUCUUGAGAAAUGGACAGCUGUUUCGCGAAAACACUGUCACCAGAGAAUCGAUCGAACGUAUCGCACUUCCGAACUGUUCGAAGGUUCUUCGAUUGUCACUCUGAUUCUCGACGCAAACACCGUACAACUCUCAAUUCGAUGUUUCACCUAGCGCAAGCACAGCCAAAUAUAGCUGUUUAUUUCCCUCAGAAA
Megalopta genalis is the source of this 4716-nucleotide messenger RNA. RefSeq lists its product as uncharacterized. The record is from RefSeq and is a predicted model, not a curated record. Lineage: Eukaryota; Metazoa; Arthropoda; Insecta; Hymenoptera; Halictidae. Gene Ontology annotation, molecular function: zinc ion binding; metallocarboxypeptidase activity. Gene Ontology annotation, biological process: proteolysis.